UUGCGAUUGAAUUGCCAAAAAGUCGCAAAAGUUGCUCUGCUGGACGUGCACCAUGAUUCCUCCCGUGAAGCAGGAUCUUGCCACGAUGGUAGCGAUCGCGCCCACACCGUCCACACAACGUGCUGCUGCUAAGAAGAAUACACAUCAGAGCGACAACCAGUCGAAUGCAGCUCUGGAGAUCAUCCAGCAGCCGCCCGAGACCUGGUACAAGGAUCAAUACGGUCGCAAGGCUACGUUCGAGCUCAAAGUGAAGCGCACGGCAAUGUUUUGUGAAAAAUGUGUUGAGCAGCGUAUCCUGACGGUGCAGUUACUGUACGAGAGCGGAAAGGUGGUGGAGAAGCAGGAAAUCCUGCACGUCAUGUCUGGACAAUGUUUAGACAAGAACAGACAGAGUGCGUUGGCGAUCCGCAUUGCAGAAGUGUCCAAGAACCAUCUAAACCAGGUGACGGGAGAAGAUACGGCAAUGAAUGUGUGGGUUGAGACUAACCAAAGUGAUUAUUCAUGCAGAGGUUUCGCGUGGAGAUCUCUGUGCCAAGAUGCGCUAAUGGAUGUGACUACGAGACAUCAGUGGUGUCAGAUCCGGUGCUGGUGUUGUCCAAGAAGAAGAAGCGACCAGUGAAGCAGAACACAGAGACGGAAGCGUCAUCAGCGACUGCAAAGAAACCAAGACGAGCGUCAGUGCAGGACACGCCGAAGCCGACACUGUCGAGCGAUUCGCCCAGUAGUUCGCAGCCAUCGACGACUACAAUUACGGGCAAUGUGACUGCGGUGAUUGCCGAGAUGGAGUCGAUUCCACUGCCUUCAGAUGAUAUGACAGCCCCGUUCACACCAGAGACACCGAAUUUGUGCUUGUGGGCGAACGCAGCGUUUGAUUUGCUUUACAAAUUGCAGUGGCAGCGGGUACAGACAAGCGGAGCAGAGAAACCGGGUGCAAACCUUGAUGAGAUUUUGGCGCAAGCGUUGACGAAGACCUACAGAUGUCCGUCGUGUCAGGAGACGUACAGACAGGUACCAACUCAUCGAAAUGACUGCGAUCUGAAGCUGCUACUGGAGCAAGGUGGGAAAACCGAGACGACGACUGAAACAGAUAAUAACAUUACAGCAUCUCAUUCACUACAAUGGUCCUCGGACAAGCAUGUGGAAUGGACUGAUCGAUCGAAAGUAAUGUACAGCGGCGGCGAUCUUACGCCGAAGAAGCAGGCGUCUCCGUACAAUCUCUCACAAGAUAUUCCAAAGCCGUCUGGGCCCGGAAGUGGAGAUAAUCAGACACCUUCAGAUGGCUUUGCCUUUUCGGCAGCCGCUGCACAUUUCAGCGUCAACACGUGGAAGGACUAUGCAUCGAUAUCCAAGCUACUUUACAGCGCUUCAUACAUCGACCCUAAGUCACCACAAGCAAGUGCUGCACUUAGUUCUACUGUACAGUGGACGGGUGUACUACCCCCAGUAGGUACACUAUCUCCUGGUUUUCCCACUCUCCCCAGCGCGACGAAGAAUCUUCCAGUGCAAGCUCAACAAAACACACCGCCCCAGCGAUUUUCAGUAUUGCUGGCAGCGACAAAAGGCAUGCCCGCUGAUGCGGCAGAUCUCUUUCGAGAAAGCGAAGAAGCACUGCAUGGAGAUGGUAAUAUCGUAAGCUCGAUGGACUCGAUGAACCUGAGCGAUUUCCUCCGCCCAAACCCCGGAGAUAAAGACCAGCAGCCGCGGCAUGGACCAAUAUCUUUGUCUGCGCUGCUACCAAGCGAUCAGUUGGGAAAUCCUGAAAAAGGUGUGCAAACAAUUAUGGCAUACGACUUUCAAGGCUGCGGACUACCAGCGCUGGACGCCGAUUUCAACCUGGUGGGAUUUUAUCACGUCUUAACUGAAACGGUAAGGGAUUCUUGACGUUAUUUCAAGAGUAUGGCGUUGUUCUGAUCACUGCUUGUCAAUGAUAUUAACCCCUUAACAGAACAACAGUCCAGCUGAACUACGCUUUGGACCGCACCUGUUCCCAUUGCCUGAAGAAAUGCUCCAAGAGUUGACAAACACCAUUGCAGAAUGGAGGCAAAGCGCGUCAAUUUGCCAUCGGAGAGAAUCAACCAACAGCAGACCAGAGGAAUCGCUCGCCCGCUUGAAGAGUGCAGUGCUGCAACAAGUUACACGCUGUUGAGCCGGUAGCAUUAUGCGAUUAUUUAUUUGACGCUGCAAUAAAACAAUUGUCAGAAAACGGGUCAAAUCUAUUGAAAUAUAUUCUUAGUGAAAAAUCAA
Molecule: messenger RNA, 2244 nt
Organism: Phytophthora nicotianae INRA-310
Lineage: Eukaryota; Oomycota; Peronosporomycetes; Peronosporales; Peronosporaceae
Exons: 4
Coding region: 502-1881 (459 amino acids)
Source: RefSeq, a predicted model, not a curated record